This is a messenger RNA of Prunus dulcis (almond), 1527 nucleotides long. RefSeq lists its product as uncharacterized. The record is from RefSeq and is a predicted model, not a curated record. The coding region runs from base 1 to 1527 and encodes 508 amino acids. NCBI's taxonomy places the organism in Eukaryota, Viridiplantae, Streptophyta, Magnoliopsida, Rosales, Rosaceae. The transcript is spliced from 5 exons. Gene Ontology annotation, molecular function: nucleic acid binding.
AUGUCAAAUUUCACUGAAUCUUCUUCUUGUCCUCCUAUUGUGACGGUUCAUACUGAAUCGUCCACCAACCUACCUAUGGAAUUCAAAUUGAAUGGAUCCAACCAUGAGAUAUGGGCUUCGAUGAUUGAACUUCAUGCUACUACACAAGGCAAAUUGGGUUACUUGACUGGCGACACUGAUGCCCUUGAUUCCCAAGAACUGAAAUUUGGGAAGUGGAAAAUUACUGAUGCUGUUUUCUAUGAACUGCGGUGCCAGGCUACUAGUCUCAAGCAAGAGGGUCGUCCUGUCUCAACCUAUUUUGCAGAACUUAAGGCAAUCUGGCUUGAAUUAGACAAGAGACAUCCUUUUCAGAUGAAGUGUGCUGAUGAUAUGAAGACUUUUCAGGCUGGUCUUAUGGCAGAUCGUGUGUAUGAUUUUUUGGCUUCCCUUGACGAUACUUAUGACAAGGUUCGCAGUGAUAUUCUAUGGAGUGAUAAAGUUUCAAGUUUCUCGGCCUAUAGGGCCGGCUCUUCUGCUGUUCCACCUCAUCGCCUGACUUCUGCAGAAAAAGACAAACUGAAGUGUGAUCACUGUGGUGAAAAGAGACAUACUAUCGACACAUGCUGGGCAUUGCAUGGGGUACCAGAUUGGAAGAAGGAGCGAAGGCGUUCAAAAAGGGAACAAUUGGAUAGCAAAGCUCAUGUGGCUGUUGCCCCCACUUCUGUGGCUGACAUCACCACUGGGCACGGCCACCUUACUACUACUUCUCAUUCGACUUUGACCGCGGCCUCAAGCACUCCAACAACUCUACCUCCAGGUAACUUUGGCAAAGCUUUCCAUGCUGAUGAUACCCGCGAUACAGAUUGGAUUUUUGAUUUAGGAGCUGCUGUCCAUGUGACGUAUAAUUUUGCUUUAUUCUCUACUACUCUUUCGCCUCAUCGUGAUCAUGUUUUGACUACUAAUAAUGUUGCUGCUCCUAUCACGGGGGCUGGUUCUAUACUCUUGACACCUGCUUUACCAUUGGCUAAAGAUAUCCAGACUCGGGAGAUUUUUGGUCGUGGUACUAAAAAGGAGGGGCUUUAUUAUAUGGAUGAUGUGGUAACUAGUCAGGUUCUUCGUGCUGAUAGCACCGAAACUUCUCAGAUUUGCCGGAUUUGGAUGCUACAUUGCCGAUUUGGUGUACUCCAAGAGACUACUUGCCUUCAAACACCACAACAGAAUGGGCUUGCUGAAAGUAAAAAUGGGCAGAUCCUUGCUGCUGCCGGUGCUCCGUUGCUUGGUGCGUCAGUUCCAAAGCAGUUAUGGAUGGAUGUUGUUACCUGUGCAGUCUAUCUCUUGAAUCGUCUCCCUUCACGAAUUUUGGAUAUCCAAACUCCUAUGCAGGUACUAAACCAUCAUAUCUAUGCCUCUUCUAUGCUGACUCUGUCUCCAAAGGUGUUUGAUUGCGUCGUCUAUGUUCACCUCCAUCAGAAUCAGAGGAGUAAACUGGACCCAUAUGCUCUCCGCUGUGUCUUUCUAGAUUUCUCUCCUCAUCAGAAAGGCUAUUGA